AUGGUCCUAGUUACUCAGUUCACAACUGUAUACGCCACGGAUUUCGUCCAAGCUACGAUCACGCCGUCCGUGUCUUCGACGUCGACAUUAGCGACGACAACAGCUACCAGCUCUUCAGCUGCUCUGCGCAGCAAUGUGCUACAGUCUACCAUCUCGACCUCGUCAAUGGUUGCUCCCUCUCAAACGUCGUUACCAGCCUCCUCAGAGACCGCCAUAGCCGUUGCUCCAAAGCCAAAAUUCAACGAUACUUUUGCGUACGUUUCCCUCGCUGCAAUUAUUACUCUUGCUGUACUACAGAUCGCUAUGGUUGCGUACUUGGUCUAUCUACGUUUUGAAGGUGAGUGUCUCCAUUGUCGUGACCUGCAGCAGCAGCUUCGUAAGUGGAAGUCCGGGGAGCUGAAGCCUAUCACGCCCCAGAUGGUUUGGAGACGCGAUACGCUGAACAAGGCUGCUUCGGCCAGCAAUCCUUCUUCGAAUCUCGAUGUCGAACUGGGAUUUGUUGCACAUGAAAUGUCUCGUGCUCCUACUCCAGAUCAGUUCGAAACCGACAAGAAGCCGACGCUCUUCCAAAAAGCUAGAGCCAAAGUCUCACGUAAAGACAAGUCGCCAAUUCAUACCCCGGAUCCGUUGCCUGAUGAUGGUGUUGAUCGAUUCUUCACUGUCGAUCCGGAUGCGCCCAUCAAUAACCCGGAACCUUCUCGUCGUACUACGGCUCUGCUCCCACAGACUAGAUACAAUGCUGUUAAUCUGUAUGCAACUCGCAACUCUCCGUACCCAACUUCUUCCAUGUACUCUCACGAUAUAGACCCUGUUCGUACUGAUGGCAAAGGAUCGCGUGUCUUCAGCGACAUCUGGACACCGGAUAUUGCCAACAUGCGCGGCCCUGUUCGCAAAGAGUCGUGUGAGCCAAACCCAUACGCCGAGCACGCAGUUACUAAUCACGAUCCGCACAACGCUCGUGACAAGGAACGUACCAUUCCAACAGCUCCAGCUACGCUAGAGUCUAGAGAGUACAAGGAAGCCGAAUUAGCCCUGAAGCGCGUAUCUGCCACGGACUCCGAAACGCAUCGCGCUUUAAGCAUUGUCAACCUGGCAGACCAGCGGUUGAAUGUUGCCCGUCAUCCCAGCGCGUAUACUGAGGCUGCUUUACCUCCAGACCAGUCUUCAGAACCUGAGAUACCUAUGCGUCCUAAAUCUUACCAGGUUUUGGAUUGGCGUAAAGAAGGCCUGAGACCAUCAGAGCUAGAGGAUAUCCAGAAGGAUUUCUCACCAGGUUUGACCCGAGCGCUGGCCAACAAGCGUAAGUAUAUGUGA
Molecule: messenger RNA, 1314 nt
Organism: Alternaria postmessia
Lineage: Eukaryota; Fungi; Ascomycota; Dothideomycetes; Pleosporales; Pleosporaceae
Exons: 1
Coding region: 1-1314 (437 amino acids)
Source: RefSeq, a predicted model, not a curated record